Molecule: messenger RNA, 3421 nt
Organism: Brassicogethes aeneus
Lineage: Eukaryota; Metazoa; Arthropoda; Insecta; Coleoptera; Nitidulidae
Source: the annotation of a GenBank genome assembly
AUUUAAUCUUUACAUGCUAUAAAAUCUACCCCACCUUUGUGACGCGUAUAGAAGACGGCUCAGAAUCGGUAGCCAACGGACAGUGCCGAGCUUCUAACUCGUAGUCGAUACUUUAGGAAUUGCCCAGUAAGUAAAUGCCAGGUGUCGGCGUCGUUUUAGAGAACGCGCGUCUAUUAACUUAUAAACACUGACUUGCAGACAAGACAUGUUGUUUCGUCAGUGCAGAACUAACCAUUGCAUGCAAGGAUUUAUCUUAUAAUGGUGGCAGCUAAGUCAUGCCCGUCGGCACAGGAAUACAAUUGGAACCACGCGCCAAGAGGUGCAAACUUUGCGACGAAUCCAAUCAUCGUAGUGAACCGGGCUCAGGUUAUUGGGAGCUACAACUUGAUAGAGACCUCGUGGAUACUAUAUCCGCUAUCUACCCGGAGUGGUUUAAGACCAUGGCCGAGGGUAAUAGGAAGAUGCCCGAAAAAAAAAGCAAAGGAGUGUCUUCUUCUCUUCUUAGGGAAUCGCCACCAAAGGCAGUAAUAGAUACUUCGCCUAUACAUAUGGACCAAAAUAAGGAAUCCCUUAAAGUAAAGCUGUUAUUAAGACGACCGUUUGAUCAGCUGGUUGAACAAGGAAUCAUGCCUCCGCAUACAACUCCAGGUGCUUAUCAUGGUCAGAGAAGGCAACUAGAACGCGCUAAAACAGGUGAUAUGUUAAAAGCUAAAAUUCAACAAAGGCCACCUAGACAAGAACUUGAACGACGACACAUUCUGGAAGCUGAUCCAGCUCAUGUGGAUCCAAGUCUGGCAGAAAAACAACGAAUGCUUAAAAAGGCACGCCUGGCGGAUCAACUAAAUGAUCAAUUAUCACAUAGACCGGGCCCUCUAGAAUUAAUUCAAAAAAAUAUUUUACACACAGAAGCGCCUAUUGAACAGGCAGUUAAAACUGGAAGGAUACCAUAUAAAGCUACUAGCGAAGGACAACAUAAUCGGCCGCAGCACCCAAAUAGCUAUGUGACUCCUGAAGAAGAUUCUUUAAGUUCUGAAGGUGAUAUAAUAAGUCCCGGAACAAGUGACGUACUAGAAACAGCAGCUAAGUCUGCUGGUAUUGUUGUUUCAUUAAUUCAACCUUCCGAUAAAACUGCAAUUGUUUCAACAUCCGCAUCAAUUUUUAAAGAAAAUAGAGAUUUGAUUUAUGCAGAAAUGUGCAAGUCAGUUACAAAUCCAUUGCAAAUUUCAACUGCAAGCCCGGCAUCAUUAAUAUCGUCGACUUCAACAUUAAGUCCAUUAUCUUCAGUAGCAAGCCCUGUACCAACAUUAUUAUCUCAACCAGCUACUCCAGUCCCUGCCCCUCCACCUCCGCCACCAAUAAAUUUGGUUUCACGUUCUAUUUCUUUCCCUGCAAAAAGUGAUGCUCCAGGAAAAGAUAAGAACAGGAAAAAAAAUAAAUCUAAAUCUGUCCCGAAAACACGUACGAUAAAAUUCCAUGAAUACAAAGGACCACCAAGUGCUCAAAAAAGUUCCAACUUAAUCAAUUCUGGAGAAAGUUCAUACGAUCUACUUUUAAAGCAACAAACGUUAUUGCUUCAAUUUCAAUUACAACUUCAACAUAAAUAUCCUCAAAUUAUAUUACCAGCUUCCCAAAAAAUAAACGAUAGUAAUAUUUCACAACCUUCCUCAGCACCUUCCACAUCAUCAGAAUCUUCCAUAUCAAAUCGAAUUUCUGGUAGAUUGGAAGAUAUGAAAGUUAGUGAUUUAAAAGGAGAACUAAAACGUAGAAACUUGCCAGUGUCUGGGUCGAAACAAAACCUAAUAGAUAGGCUUAAGUCAUUUUCUGCUGAAACAGGAAAUCAUAUUAGUAAUUCUUUCCAAAAUAACUUAUUGACAGAUCAAUCAUAUUCUUCGAAACCUUGUCAAAAUAAUGAUUCCUCCAACGAAACCUUUGAAGAUGAUCUAUCGGAAAAAAUGGAUAUAGGAAAUCCGAUGAGUCCUGAUCCUCAAGAAAUUCAAGAAAAAUUACAACAAAUUCAACAGCAAGUCCAAGAAAACACAUUAAAAACCAAAGAAGAUAUUGUUAGAGAACAACAAAGACAAAUUGAAGAAUUGCAACGGGAACUGACACUAUCACAACUUAAACUUCAAGCUGCUACUAGACAAGAGCCCAAAACUCAAUUAAUUGCUUUGCAAAAACAUUUACAAGCAAAACAACAACAGCAGCAGCAAAAUAUUGCUGAACAAAUGAGGCAAUUGCAAGCUCUUCAAGCAAAACAAUCAAAAGUCAGUCAAGUGCAACAAAGACUGCAACAGCAGCAACAUGUUGCUUUUCAAAAUCAAAAAAAUCACACAAAUAGUUUAAUUUUAAAUGGUACUGAUGCUUCUUUAGUUUUUAACCAAUUACUACAAGAAAAAGCUAAAAUUAAUAGCCAUAAUAGAACAAAUUCCUUACCAAAUGUUUUAAAUAUAACACCCAUUAUUCCUGCAUCUGACAUUAAAACGGAAAAUAUAUUAGAAAGUGGUAAGGAUCUUAAACCUCCACCUUUAUAUGAAGAAGCAACCAAGCAAAAUAAUAAAAAACAUAUUAAGAGCCAAAUUGUGGAUGAUGUCUUGGAGAUUUUAAUUAAAAAUGGCGAAUUACCUCCCAGUGCAGCAAAUGAUCCAGCAACCCCAGCAUCUGCUAUUAAAAAUGAACCAAUUUUUUCCUCUCCACGUCAAAAUAAAAAUGAUAACCAACUAAAUGGUAAUGUGGAAUCAAGCAGUCCCGCACUUGGUAUGCAUCCAUGCGAAAUUUUGGAAUCAUUAGAGCUGGAAAAUAUGGACUUUUCAAAUUUAAUGGAGUUUAGUGGUUGUCAGCCCCAAAAUGAAAAUAAUAAUGUUCAAUCAGAAAGUGAUAUUGUUCCUAUGGAUACCGAUGAUUGGUUGGAAUCAUUAUUACCUCGUGAAAAUACGUAUAACUCAAAUAAUAGUUUACCUUUAGAUUUAACAAAUACCCAGGAUUUAGCUGGUUAUGAUCCUUUAUUGGGAAUAGCACAUGAUCCUUUUGAUCCUUUUAGUUUAGAAGAAUUUCGUACUCCCGCUGAUUUAACUGCAUCACUUUCGUGGGACAAAAUUGAUUAUACAGCGUAAUUCCUAAUAAAUUGAUUCCAGUGAGGUGGGAUUCCACAAAGAAAGAUCAACAUUCCACAUUAAAAAUUGAUCGCCAAAAUCGCUCAGUUAAUGGGCGCGGGACCAGGGCGGUUCAAUAGGCCAGCGAACACAUCAAAACAGAAAUACUGAAAAAAAAUCUUUCAAUAAGGACAUUUUAUGGAGAUUUCUUCAAUUGUAUUGCUUGUUUUUUUAUUUAUAUAAGGCUAUUCAUACAAAAAUACAAUUCAAAAAUUAUUAACCUGUUUGCAUACUUUUAAAAUUUUAAAAACAACAUUAAAAUAUUUGUUUUA